GGAGUGGAGUCCAGAUAUAUCACAGAUCCCCUCCCAUCAUCCUCGUUCCCUGCUCUCGCCCUCCACCUGUGAGACCAUCGUCUCCGAGACAGUGGAGGCCAAGGUGGGAGGCUGCGUGCAGUACCCCACUUUAUCUGACUGACAGCCUCGCGCCAUGCGAAGACGGCACCAUGGCCUCAACGAGUAGUCAAACGAGCACGUCCCCACAACAUUCUAGCACCAGCAAUUCUGACAACAAUAAUCAAAUUAUGAGUAAUUUUUUCACCGCAAAUGGAUCACCAACGCUGGUAGUCGCGUUUCUGGUGAUCGGGCUGGCUAUGGUGACCAUGGGGGCAUUGUUUGGGUGGAGAAGGAUGAGUAGAGGGAGACUCUUGGUCCAACCUGCUAGGCCAACUCGGGUCCGCCCAGGAAGGAAACCGAUCGUGUUAGGAGAGAAACCCACACUUUGGGAUAUGUGGGCGAGAAGAGAAGAGAUGACGAUCGAUUCAAAAUGGGAAAAUCUAACGCCCUUUUGCGCCACGCUAUUCUGUCCGACAGAAGGGCCUCCUCGGCCGGCCCUGAAAGCUGUCGAACCACAACAUCAAAAUCCACCCCGUUCAUCUUCUGUGAUGACUCGGAUGUCUGCUUUUAGACAGCACUUUCGACCCAUGAAUCCUCCACCUUUGCCCCUGCCAGAGUCGCGAGCGCAUGAACUUGAUGACAUGUCUGAACGGCCAGGGUCAGGGGCUCCCUCGUUGACUCGGGCAAAGGGCCCGUCCGUCGUGAUGGCUUUCACGAUUGCUAUGCCGUCGCCUAAUAGGAAGCGCGACAACGCUGUCGCAAGCUCUGAGGCAUCAGGCCGGGCGCCUACGCCAGAACUGCUCUAUGAUACAGAACUAGGAGAGUACUGCAUUGGGUCAGUGGAGGCGUCGUGCAGUGAAGACAGAUGACAGGAAAGCAGAGUACUUGUCAUAGGACUGCGUGGUCUUAUUUUUUGAUGCCUGAUCGUAUGCUGUAAUUUAUGUAUGUAUGACACCUGCCUACCUAUCUGAGCUAUAGGGCUGGCGGAAAUAGCGACCGUUGGAGGUUGCACAUACCCUGUGGGUUCUACACGACUUGUCUUCGUGUCUUGAAGGUGUCGGUGAAGUUGUGAAAGCUAAAUAGCACAGCCCCAAGUUGUUUCAGGGAAUUGGCUUCAGAAUCAUAGAAGAUCGUGGUA
Suillus subaureus is the source of this 1198-nucleotide messenger RNA. RefSeq lists its product as uncharacterized. The record is from RefSeq and is a predicted model, not a curated record. The coding region runs from base 171 to 929 and encodes 252 amino acids. Lineage: Eukaryota; Fungi; Basidiomycota; Agaricomycetes; Boletales; Suillaceae. The transcript is spliced from 4 exons.